This is a messenger RNA of Lycium barbarum (goji berry), 3153 nucleotides long. RefSeq lists its product as uncharacterized. Gene Ontology annotation, molecular function: zinc ion binding. The record is from RefSeq and is a predicted model, not a curated record. The coding region runs from base 265 to 2529 and encodes 754 amino acids. The transcript has 4 exons. Lineage: Eukaryota; Viridiplantae; Streptophyta; Magnoliopsida; Solanales; Solanaceae.
UUACUGGCAUCCCUUUACCCGAUUGAAUAUUGAAGCCCUAAUUCAUCACUGAACUAAAAAGGGGAUUUUUUUUAAUUUGUUUUUGGAGCUUAAAGUUUAAAAAGCAUAUUAGAGAAACCCCAUUUGGUUAAAAUUCAAGAAUUUGCAGCUUAAAGGUUUUUAGUUCAAAUCCCAGACACUACGUGAUCAGGUUUUUCUCCGAAAAAAGAAAAAGAAGGAAGAGUUUGUUGCCCUUUUUGGCUCUGUGGUCAUGCACACUACUUCAUGAUGGGAACUGAAGAUAAAAUGCUGUUUUGUUUCUGCCAUUGGGGCGGAAAGAACGAAGUGCUUCCAGAUGGAUCCACUUCGUAUGUGGGAGGUAUUACCGAUCAGAUUAUUGUGAAGACAGGCAUAAAGUACAAUGAUUUUGUGAAUGCAGUUUUCGACCGAUUAGGGAUUGAUCCUUCGGAUAAAGUCUUGCAGUUUACCGUGAAGUUUGAUAAGGCUCAAUUGAUACGACUUAGAGACCAAGAAGGUGUCGAUACUUUGUUGCAAUUUAAUGACGGUUUUGCCCAUGUUUAUGCCUCAAGUUCGGAGAAGGAGCCUAAUUCUGCAGUUGCUCCUAAUAUGGCUACCACUAGGGUUUCAACCACUGAGAUCGAAGCAGUUUCUCUCGGAAGUGCUGAGGAAGAACAAGUGAGUGCCGAUACUCCAAUUCCCUCCCCUUCACACCAAUGGAUCACUGAUGGAACUCCAGAUGCUGCUGCCAACUGGAGUGAAUUACUUGUUGGGGAAGGACAAGCUUUCGAGAACGCCGAUGCUUUUAGGCUAUCAGUUUUCAAGUACUCGAUCGCGAAUAGAUUUCACUACAGGAUUUUGCACAACAAACCUAGAUAUAUUAGCAUACAUUGUGCUUCCGAUGGCUGCCUGUGGAAAGUAAGUGCUGGGAUCGAGAAAAAAUCUCAAAAUGUUUCCAUUAGGAAAUUUGUUGAUUCUCACUCGCAUCCUCCUCUAGAUUCAUCGCAACUUAAGCCUCGUAUCAGGAUGAAGUGGUUAGGGGGUAUCAUGCAAGAAGACAUAUUGGGAAGUCCUGAUUGUUUGCCUCGUAAAGUGUGCGAGGAUGCUGAGAAGAAUUUGGCGAUCAAAUUGACCUACCGUCAGGCUUGGAGUGUAAAGCAGAGGAUUCGUGAGGCAAUUGAUGAGAAGUCAGGUGAAUCCUAUAAAUUAAUCCCCUGGCUAUGCAAUCGGUUAACCGAAGCAAUGCCCGGAACUAUUGCUACAUAUUCAUGCACCGAGGAAAACAGAUUCAAGCGGCUUUUUAUGUCAUAUGAUUGCUCGAUACGUGGGUUCCACGUCGGAUGUAGACCUUUAAUCUUUAUCGACGUUUACAACUUGAAUGGGCUCCACAACAACAGCUCCUUUAUAGUUGCUUCGGCUUUGGAUGCGGAUAACGAGAUGUAUCCUCUAUCUUACGGCGUUCUCCUGUCCAUGAAUGAGGAAGAUCUUCUGUGGUUUCUAGAAAAGCUAAAGCUCGUUGUGCAGAAUCGUGAGGUCGUUGUUGUUUCUGGCACGAGUCUCCCUUUCCUCUCCAGCUUAGACAAAAUGUUUGGCCAUGAAAACCACAGCUUUUGUUUUCAUUGCAUAAAAGAGAGUUUUAAUAAAUUUGUGGACGGAAAUACUGCCUUUAAAGUGCAGGGGAGAGGUAAGGAGAUUGCAGUUAAGUACUUGACCGAUAUUGCACAUGCACGAACACUAGAUAGUUAUAAUGAAGCUCUGGGAAAGAUCUGUUCUUUCCGAAGAGAAUUGUACAAUUGGGUAAUAGCUAGCCAGCCGGAGCGUUGGUCUAAUGCCUUGUUCAGGAAACCUCGGUGGGACCAUCUGAAUUGUAAAUCUACGGAUUUUCUCAGCUCUUUUAUAGAGGAGGAGAAAUUGAAAUUUGUACAUGUCCUAGAGUUGAUGGAAACUUAUCAUGAGAAGCUUUAUAUGUUAUUACAGAGUAACAAGCUCAAAAUCGAAGAAUGGAACCCUUCGAUCGGUCCUCGGGUUGCUGAAAAGAUUUUCGAAAACCAAAAGGUCGGUGAUCACCUAGCGGUGACGGUUCUAUCUGAUAUUGAGUUUAAAUUACGGGACCUGCAUGGCAAAGAAGAAGUUGUAAAUCUCAAACUCUGGACAUGUACAUGUUUAGAGUGGCAAAUGACUGGGAUUCCGUGCAGCCAUGCAUGCAACGCGAUUACCAUGGCCAGAAUGAAUAUUUAUCAGUAUGUUGCUGAUUGGUACAAAAGGGAGACUCAAGAACAUAUAUAUGCUGAAGUUAUGGAUGAACUAGCAAAAUUUGAUAUACCACAUCCAGAUGGCAUUGUUUCUUCGGCUUCCUCAGGUAAUGACAUCGUGCUAUGUCCACUUUCACCGCGUGUUAAAAGACCUCCUGGUCGUCCCCGGAAAGAACCUAAAGGACUUCAAGUUGAAACUGUAAAAAGACCUAUACGGUGUUCAAAGUGUGGCGGGGUAGGACAUAAUAAACGUACUAAAUGCAGUUCUGUUGCACAGUAAAUAUUGUUGAAGGUAUCACCAAUUUUAUCAGUGAACCCCUUCUCCAGUUUAAGCUUGCGAUGGGGUCUUACAGAUCAAGUUUCAGAGAUAACAUUGGGUUCUUGUGAGGCACAUUAUGAGUGUAUCAGUUUUUUGCACUUAAACUGAAAAUUUGAAUCAUUCCUGUAAUACUUCUGGCUCUCGGGAGUCUCUUUGUAGGAUACUUGGCCAAAGUGUGACCCGUUAGCCCAUAAGUAAGUUCUGUGACGAAGCGGCUGUUGCUCACCCGACACGAUCAUACAAGGUCACAAUUCACCCAACACGAUCAUCCGGGGUGAACAAGAAUUAGGGAUCGGAUGCGGGCGAAAUUCCUGCCAAUGGCUGAGACACCUGUGUGAGCGUAGUCACAGUGUCAAUCCCAAGCCCCAGGUUGCAGUAGGUUGUUAGCCAGAGUAAAAUUAGUCAAUGUACAGAAUAUAUUGUUGGGAUGUGCUUAUAUAGGCCUGUGUUUUCAUGUUAGUAGAAAAUAUAGAGAAUUUCUAGUUAUUUUAAUAUUUUUAUUUUAUUUUGUAUAACAUGAGAUGAGUUUAAAUGGAGCGAAAUGUUCAAUGAUGAUUUAUAUAGUUGGCUCCAACUUCUUUGCAA